This is a messenger RNA of Histoplasma mississippiense, 4569 nucleotides long. RefSeq lists its product as hypothetical. Gene Ontology annotation, molecular function: nucleic acid binding. The coding region runs from base 1 to 4569 and encodes 1522 amino acids. Gene Ontology annotation, biological process: DNA integration. The record is from RefSeq and is a predicted model, not a curated record. The transcript has 3 exons. NCBI's taxonomy places the organism in Eukaryota, Fungi, Ascomycota, Eurotiomycetes, Onygenales, Ajellomycetaceae.
AUGACCUUUGAGAUGGAGAAGGAGAGGCGUAAGAUCAUGGAGGAAAAACGGAAGGCUCUGGAAAUCGAGUUAAAACUAGAAGAAAUGCGUGCUCGCAGAGCCGCGAAUAACCCUCAGAAUGCUGAUAAUAAUACACCGACUACUCCUACAGCCCGAACGCACACAUGGGACCCGGAUCUUGGUGAAAGAUUGGAGUAUAACCUCUAUGAUCCGGACAGCCGUGUCGGCAAGGCAAUCGCCCAAUUUAAAGAAGAUGUAAAAUCAAUGACCAAGCCGAACGCUCUGACCGGCACGUCAAAUUUCCUCACAUGGAACGCGUCAAUGAAGACCAAGCUGGUUGACGCGCAGUGCUGGGGUAUAAUAGAAAAGCAGCAGGUUCAGAACCCCCUGCAGGACCCCGAAUGGGCUCCCUUUUGGGACGCCCGAAACCGUUGGACCUACGCGUUCAUUUCGAACUCUUUGGGUGCGAACGUCAGGCCACGUUUCAUAAAAAAUGAUGAGAAUAGGAUUGCUUACACCCUCUGGCGGGCAAUUGAGGAGGAAUACUCUAUCCCCAAGACCCAGCUCCGCCGAGAGGCAGUCCUAGAAUUCACAUCGCUUGGUGGCACUCAGGUCACUAACGUGCACAGUUUCUUUGAUAAGUUCCGUGCCGCGAUCAUGAAGUUGGAAAUGAUGGAUGCUCACCCGCCUGACGCGUGGGUAUUUGACAUAUUCUAUUCCGCCCUUCCGAACGUUUGGAGGGGUUAUGUACAGAAGAAGAUUGAGGAGGCCCAAGAGUCCAAAUCGACCCCGGUUGUAUUGGACGUUCACCUUCUCAUGGAGGAGAUCCGAUCUCAAUUGGACCCUCCAAAAGAUAAAAAGCCCGCACAAUCGGUGAAUACAGCUGCCAACGCUGCCCAAUCGGGGGCCACAGCAGCUGCCGAUUCCGCGAACAAUAAUAGCGCGAAUACAUCUAACUCGGCCCGUGGAGGUCGUUCCGGACGCGGUCGUGGCGGCUCCCGCGGCAGUGGCCGUGGUGGAGCUGGCAAUCCGCCGACCUGCUCCGAGUGCAAUAGAUCCCACUUCGGCACUGUCUGUUGGUUUACGAAUCCCGACCAGGCGCCCGAUGAUUGGAAGGCCAAUAAUGCUACUAAGUUAAAGGAGUUCAAAGAGAAGGAGAAGGCGAAGAAGGAUAAGGACAAUAGUGGGGGCAAGACCCAGUUAGUGAUUACGGACGGGUCAGAGUCCUUUCAGAUGGCGAACCUUGCAAAGGUUAUAAAUGUGCCGGCCUGCUUUGUGGAACCCCACAAGGAUCCCCUAACCAUAUGGGAUAGCGGCGCUGGCUGCCAUAUCGCGAGCGAUAGAUCACGAUUUUCAAUGCUUUUUACGAUCGACGGUCCUACGGUCCAGGUGGCCAACAAGGCCGUUCUGAAGGUCCAAGGCGUCGGCAUGGCGUCCAUCCCAGUCGGCGAGAGGUUGAUUGAAUUCAAUCACGUAUACUACGUGCCAGGACUGUCAGCUAACCUCAUCUCCGCUGGGCUUAUGGAACGGCAGGGCUAUAUUCGCCGUGAUAUGCACGUUGACGCUGGAAAUUAUUUUGAGUUCCUGUCCCCUACUGGCAAUGACGUGUUCUAUGCCAACCUUUCCCGCAAUAAUAUUUACAUCCUAUCCGACAGUCCUCCGACGUUUGACGGCGUUAUGAAUGACCAAGAAUAUGGGGCGGUCGCGUACGUGGCUGUUCCGAAACCAAAGACAAUUUCAACGGAUUAUGAUCCGAACGCAGGGUCCCUAGGGCCGUUCAACCGUGAGGAGGUUGAGCAAUUGAUUAACCCCAAGGAUCCGGAUACGGAUUCCUUCGUCAUAUCCCCACCUAACCGACUCCCUGCCGUGGUCCCGAAGCAACUGCCGUUUGAUGAAUGGCACCGUAGAUUGGGCCAUAUCGGCGAAAAUAAUAUAUUGAAGAUGGCCAGGGACCCUCGCUUCGGAAUUGCCAUUAUCGGCCCGAAGAAGUUGUCAUUCUGCGCCACGUGCGUCAAAGCCAAGCAGAGGCGCGCUACGUAUAAGAAUUCCGCACCACGCCGUGCCACUCGCAAAGCUCUUAAGAUUUGGGUGGAUAUUUUCGGCGGAGGUGAGACCCUAGGAACCGAAAAUGACAUAUCCUCCUACGCCGGCAAGAAACUUGCCAUGGUCAUUACAGACGACGCAACGCGAAUGAGAUGGAUUUUCCUACUGGAACGCAAGGAUGAGACGUUGAAAUAUUUACGAAUCUUCAACCAAUUCAUCAAGAACCUGCUGGGCCGUGGCAUCGCGAUUAUACACUCCGAUCGCGGCGAAUUGAAUUCGAACGCGGCUACGGCAUAUAUGCUUAGCGAGGGGAUUAAGUGGGAACCCACUCCCCCCCAUACUCCACAACAAGAUGGGGUAUCCGAACGUUCGAUCGGGUUAAUUAUUGAAAAAGCCCGAUCGCUAUUAAUAGACUCUUCCGCUCCCGAAAAGAUGUGGGGUGAGGCGGUUAUUGCGGCCACGGAGCUGCUCAAUCUUAUGCCGACCUCCACGAUUCUAUAUGGCGGUCCCGAAAAUAUGAAACCAAUUACGCCGUACGAGGCCUGGCUUGGAGCCCUACCCUCUGCACGUGGCAUUCGCCGCUGGGGUUGUAAGGCGUUCCUAAAAAUAAUCCCAAAGCCCACGAAUAAGAUGGCCUCCCGAUCACUAGAAUUAACCUUUGUCGGCUACGAUGGGUUCACUAAUUAUAGAUUGGUUGAUCCCUCCAAUGGGCGUCUAUACAUAUCCAAAGACGUCAUUUUCCAAGAGGAUCUCCACCUUGCAGACCCGUCAAUUCCAACCGCAAAAGACCCGAAGGCCCUACCCACUGCGGCCCGCCAAGCGGCUGCGGCAAUUCCUUCGGCGACCCCUGACCCAUCGAUUAAUGAUCUUUUCAUCGAUGAGGAUAUCCAACCCGAACGUCCGUUAUUUCUAGUACCCACGAAUAAUUGGUGGAUCGAUUAUGAAAUUUCGGCGAGAAUACCUACCUUUUUGGUGCAAAAUACCCCGAUUUCCCCGGAUCCUUCAAUAGAAAUAGAGGAUACCCCGACACCGUCAGGGAAUAUUACUGCAGUGGGGGAAUCUUCAGUGGAGAAUGGCCCUGAGACCGAAGACCUCCCUUCCGAUCCUGAAAUUGCAGGCCUACCGAUUCCAAAGAACCUCACGCGUGCCAAAGCUUCCGCCGAAUGGAAGUAUUAUUACAAGGCCUGUGUUAAAGAGGUUAAUCGCCUAAAGCAGAUUGGGGCCUGGCGACUGAUUGAAAGAUCCCCUAAUAUGGCAGUCCUUCGCGGCCAAUGGGUGUUCGACAAGAAGUUCAAUAAUUUGGGUAAAGUCGUCCGCUAUAAGGCCCGCUGGGUGGUCUGCGGCAAUUAUCAACAAAAGGGUGUCAACUAUUCGAAGACCUUUGCACCCGUCGUUUCCGCCUCCACGGACUCUACGGUCUUAAGCAAGCAGCGCUUUUAUGGCUUCCGUGUCAGUCCUUACGAUGCUGGACUGUUCAUUCAUGACGCGAGAAAGGUCUAUAUGACUGUAUACGUGGAUGACGUACGCCUAUACGGCCCGAAGAUCGAAGAUCUCAACUGGGCCAAGGCCGCAAUCGCCGCUAAUUACGAAAUCAAGGAUGUGGGCGAUUCGAACCGAUAUUUGGGCAUGAAGAUUGAGCGGGAUUCGACCUCCCUUACGUUGUCCCAACCCCUAUUUAUUACGAAUCUUCUGGAGGAAUUCGCUAUGGAUGACUGCCACCCUACGUCUACUCCCAUAGAGGAGAACGUUGAUUUCAUGAAUGACAAUGAGGAACCGGUCGCUUAUACGGCGGAAUUUACCCUACGCUCCUAUCAGUCAGGCAUUGGAUCCCUGCAAUACCUUGCGACCAAUACACGUCCUGACGUUAGCUUUGCAGCAGGCUUUCUAGGCCGAUUCAGCGCCCGCCCUACCUCGAAGAAUUGGGCCGCUUUCAAACGUACGCUCCGCUACUUGCAGGGCACGAUUAAUGCGGCUAUUUUAACCUACUACAAAGACGCCGAUAUCGAACCCGUGGCGUACGCCGAUGCCGAUUGGGCCGGUAGGGAUCCGGGAUCCCGCUCAACUACCGGCUACAUCAUAUAUAUGGCGGGGGGCCCCGUCGCCUGGCGAAGCUGCCGGCAGACAGGGGUCUCCAAAUCAUCAACCGAGGCCGAAUAUAUCGCAUCCUCCGAAGCCGCAUAUGAGCUCGUCUGCCUACGGGAGCUCCUAGAAGAUGCCGGUUUCGUGCCGUCCCGCCUCAAUAAUCUGGAUGCCGACGAUCACCCCAACCCACCUCCGGCGAAUGGCCUUGCUUAUACGAUUCAUGCCGAUAACAAGUCUGCCAUCGAGCUAUCCUCUUCCGAAGCGAUUCCGCGCCGAUCGAAGCAUAUAGAGGUCCGAUUCCAUAUCCUUCGGGAUCUCGUCCGCAAGAAUGAGAUAUCGGUCCGGUACGUCCCAUCCGCCGAGAACGCGGCAGACGGGUUAACCAAGCCGCUCGGAAUGUUGAAAUAUACGCGUUGGAAGGAGAUUAUUAAGAUGAAGGGAUAG